Messenger RNA from Clavispora lusitaniae ATCC 42720, 507 nucleotides. Lineage: Eukaryota; Fungi; Ascomycota; Pichiomycetes; Serinales; Metschnikowiaceae. The record is from RefSeq and is a predicted model, not a curated record.
AUGGAUAGUGCAACGUACUGUUCCGUUCGGUCAAACGGAAUUUCACACUGUGUGUUUUCUUUCGAGAGCGCCUUGAGGCGUAGCGAAUGCUUCAUGAAAGUACGAGAGCUGUCCUACUGGCGCAUGUGGUGUGGUUGGCGCCUUGCCAGAACGUUUGCAACCGGCGUCGUGUCUUUCCCAGAUAUGGACGGACUUACCGCGCAUUAUCUACGAGGGGUAACCCAACUGUGGAAAAGGUGUGACCAAGUACGAGAAAGUAGAAGAAACGAAAGAAAAACAAAAAGUAAAAAAAGAAAGAAAGAAAAGAAUUCAAAGAACAUAUUGACAGUCACCUCGUCAUUGCCAAGUGCAGCCGCCACCCUCCCACAACAAAUGGCUUUCGUAGGCCAGCCGUGUGCCCGGAAUUGCGCAAACAUGACUAGAAAUAUUUCUGCGCCUCAGGAGUUCCGGCAUAGCACAUUUUCAAGUGAAAGCACCAAGGCUUCUGCCGAGAAUACUCGGAACUAA